Molecule: messenger RNA, 552 nt
Organism: Lactuca saligna
Lineage: Eukaryota; Viridiplantae; Streptophyta; Magnoliopsida; Asterales; Asteraceae
Source: the annotation of a GenBank genome assembly
AUGAUUCCGGCGGUAGGUUUUGGAUAUGUCACUGGAAAAUGGAGAGAGUUACCGAAGUUGCGGGAGAAAACGAAAAGAAAAGAUCCGUCAAAGCAGGUGGCUUUGGGUUUGUUUCGUUUUCCGGGUGUGGAAAACUUUGGACGUGACCGAGGUGAAGGUCGGGUGUCCGGAAAAGGUCGGGAGUUGGUGAUGACUUUGGAUGUGACUGAGGUGGAGGUUGGGUGUCCGGAAAAGGUCAACAAUCAAGAUAACAAAUGGUGUGAACAACCGAUUAAGGGGGGGCCUGAACCAACAAAAGAAGCAGCAGUGCCUAUAUUGGUUAAGGUAAUUGGGAAUAGAUCCCCUAGGAUGAAAGAGAAUGCAGCUGCAACUUUAAAUGAAAUUUGUUCUAUAAAUCAAAAGUAUUUGGUUGAGGCUCGGGAACUUGGAGUUAAGGAGAAACUAAUGGAUUUGCUACAUCAUGGUACAGACAGAGGGAGAAGAAAAGUCGGACACUUGCUGGAAAAGAUGAGUAGAUUAGCAGAGCAUCAGAAGCUAUUGGCGAGGGCGUGA